GAUUUGCCUUAGAGCAGUUCCGCAUGAAUGGUUUGUUAGGCGGAGCUUUAGGCGGAGCUCCGGAUGAAGCGAGAGCAUCCCUCAGUGACGACAUAAUCUGUCUCGCACCGGCUGUCCUCCGCGCGUGGGCACGCUGAGAGAGGGCGGGGGAGACAGAGAGAGAAUUCCGUAUAAAAGCCGAACGACCGGUACUCUCUCCGGCUCAGAGUCUCAGUGUCUCAUUGUCUUAGUGUCAGACUGCAGUGUUCCUCCUUCAUUCACUUCUCUGUUUUCUCACAGCUGAAGUUUCUUCUCUCACACCGUCCUUUGUUUUGUACUGGAAAUUAAAUUCCUGUCCAUGGUUGUGACCGGAACCUCCAAAAUGUCCCGAGCCGACGAGGUGCACCGCAUAACGGAGAAUGUCUACAAGUCAAUCAUGGAGCAGUUUAACCCCUGCUUGAGGAACUUUGUAGCCAUGGGGAAGACGUAUGAGAAGGCUCUUUCUAGUGUGACAUUUGCAGCAAAAGGCUACUUCGACGCCCUGGUCCGGAUGGGUGAACUGGCCAGCGAGAGUCACGGCUCUAAGGACCUUGAAGAAGCUGCGUGGGAUGUACUCUUUCAGAUGGCCGAAGUCCACAGACAGAUCCAGAUGCAAUUGGAAGACAUGUUGAAAUCCUUCCACAACGAGCUCCUCACAGAACUGGAGAAGAAGGUUGAGCUGGAUGCACGCUACCUUAAUGCCGCAUUGAAGAAAUACCAGAUGGAGCACCGAAGCAAAGGAGAAAGUUUGGAGAAGUGCCAGGCAGAGUUAAAAAAACUGCGGCGGAAAAGCCAACAGGGCAGCAAGACCGCUUCCAAGUACAGAGAUAAUGAGAUGCAGUAUGUGGAGGCCAUCAGUAGCAAGCAGAGCGAGCUGGACCACCACAUCGCCGAGGGCUACAAAAACGCCCUGACAGAGGAGAGGAGGAGGUUCUGCUUCCUGGUGGACCGCCAGUGCGCUGUAGCCAAGAGCAGCAACACCUACCACACCAAGGGAAAAGACCUGCUGAUGCAGAAGAUCCCGACGUGGCAGCAAGCAUGUUCUGACCCUCAUAAACUCCCAGACCGAGCUGUCCUUCUUACACAGCAGAUGAGUUCAGGGGGAGCACUGAGAACCGGACAACAGCAUGCCCCUAAAUCUAAUCUGGUGAUCUCAGAUCCCAUACCAGGAGCCAAACCUUUACCUGUUUCACCUGAACUGGCUGCUCUCAUGGGCAACCAACAGAGAAUGAUGGGAAUGGAAAGUGUUCCAAUGUUGAAUGGAGCACCUGGGGCACAUGGAGGAGAGGACUACCAGCACUGGAUAGAUAGCCAAGCUGCACAGGGCAAACCAGCCUCAACACAGGUCCACCGGCAAAGCAAUGAGAUCUACUCCAACACACUGCCUGUCCGCAAAGUGGCACCCACCAAGAGCAAGAGCACUCUGGCAGAGACACAGACACUGCCUAGGUCGAGCUCAGUUGCAGCUGGUCUGGAGAGGAAUGGACGGACCCGUGUCCAGGCAAUCUUUUCACACUCAGCUGGAGAAAACAACACACUGCUCAGCUUCACUGAAGGCGACAUUAUCACACUGCUGGUGCCCGAGGCUCGGGAUGGGUGGCACUACGGAGAGAGUGAGAAGACGAGGAUGCGAGGAUGGUUCCCCUUCUCCUACACCCGAGUGAUUCCCGAGACAGACGGCAGCCGACUCGGCGUCAGUUUUCAGCAUGGUAGAAGUUCCAGCACAGGAAAUCUUCUAGAGAGGGAAUCGGUGGUCCUUCCGUCUCCCGAUUACAGCUCAAAUUCUCGGCUAAUGGCACAGAACGCCUUACUGGGCAGACAUCAGAGAACAUUUAGCAUGGCAACGCCAGGAUUCUCACAGCAAGGGCUUGACAGCUACGAGGCCCGUUUUCCAACAAGCUUCUGUCUGCUUGACCUGCAGCUGGAGUGGCCAUCUAUAAUAGAAAGUUGAGGAGCGGUUGGCUAAAACCUGAUCAGUUCCGAGGUCAAAUUGAUUUCGACAGUGUGAAAGGACAGACACACAGACACCAUCCGUCCUUCUCCCCUCACUCCCUCACUCGGUCGUUUCCCUCACUCGUCCAUCCACCUUUUCACCCACCAAAGAAGAGGAGAAACACCCACCUCCCCUUUCCCUUUUAUCACACCACUCGUUAGCUUCUGUAAAUCUCCAUGGAACAGAAAUGCAGAAUACUCUGGCUUGAUCGUUCUCACAACCCUUCAGUUUUGAGGACUUCGGGUCUAUUUUUAAUGCGCUAACUGAAAUGGACUCAAAACAUUGUAUAUGUAACUCUUGCUUUUCUUUCAUGCAUUUUGAAAGUGCACAUUCUUUGGGUUACAGAAAUGGGUCCAAAAUCUAAAAAUGGAGUACAGAUGAGGCUGCACUCACGAGUGGCUGCCAAAUGCUUUAACUUUUUACAUUUUAGGUGAAUAAAAGAGCUCUUUUACUUUCUCAAACAAAUGAGCUUUUCUACGCUAAGUCUUUACAAUUGAUGUAAUCUUCACAGUCAGCCAAAGUCUGUUCUUUUUCUUUUAUUGCACUUAACAUUUAGGAUGUUCUGUAGCAGACAGCUCAUUCUUCAUCUGUGCUCCCAUCAGUUUACUAAAUCCCUGAAGAAACUGCUAGCACAUUGUGUCUUUGUGUCUAUAUCUGUAUUCAUAUGGCUGUUUUUGAAACAAUGUGUAGAAUGUCCAAGGGUCUGAGUCUGACAGCUUCUAAAUUAUAUCAGUCCCAAAAUCCCAUUACAGACAGAUCACAGGAAUAAAAGUAAAGAUCGAUCUCUGUAACUGUCUCACUUCAUACAAACUGCACUCCUGAAUGAAAACAUGGAUUUUCCUAUUAAAUAAGCUAACAUUGAAUUUCCGAAUCAGAAUUAAUAAGCUAUGCUUCUUGUACAUAUUUAAAUUAUAUUUGUAGAUGCAAUAAAAAGACACAGUGGCACAUUGAUAGUGUAGCUUCUUCACAGCUCCAAUGUCCCUGGUUUGAUUCUGAGCUCGGUUUACUGCCUUCUAUGUCUGUGCGAGUUCUCUGGUUCCCUCAAAUGUCCUAAAAACAUGCUAGCAGAUGGAUUGGCAACUAUAAAUUGCACAGACUUUGUUUGUAUGUCAACCUGAUGUGGACAAGUGUAGGACAGGUUCUGGAUCCAUCAUAGUUACACAAAAGUGGUUCCUGAAGAUGUACACAAGGUUCUCACUGGUGCUCAUUAACUGUUAUAUUUUUACUUAAAUUAAUACCAACAUGUACUUGUCCUUUUGUGCUGAAAUUAAUCUGUACUGAAUACAAAUACUGGAAGUUGCUGAGAUAAUUCAAAGCAAGUCCAAUGAUGAGUAGAACGUGAUGUUCUGUUUAUUUGAUGCUGUAAAAUGAACUCAGUCAUAUUUAGACUUCUCAUUGGUGUUCUAGCUUGCUCUUAGCUCACAUGAGGUUGUGUUGAUAAUUCAAAGCAUCCUUCUUCCCCAACUUUCCCUUUCAGAGAAACUGAUGAAAAAUUAUGUUACGCCUGUUUUGUUAUCUGUUGCACCGAGUAGCCAAGUAAUGAGCUAUGCAUCUUAAAUCACUGUUCUGAUCAUUAGCACUGUGGGCAUCUUUAAAGUCCUGCCCUCGCCCUCAGCGAGAACAUUCACUUGCAGCUGUUUGCCAGAUCCCCUCUCACACUGACUUGCAUUUGCUGUUUAAAAACACAAUUUAAUGCUUGAACCAUCUCAUGAUUAUACAGUCUGAUGUAAAGUGUUGCACAUGAGAAAACUCUCUGUAUCGGGAAAAACUCUCCACAAGAUAUAUUUUUUUUAGUGGCUGCAUAUCUCUCUCUCUCUCUCUCUCUCUCUCUCUCUCUCUCUCUCUCUCUCCCUGUUGUCCUUUCACCUAUCCAUUUGUCUUUCGGUGUGUGUGACAAAUCUAAGCUCCUGCUUUCCUUUUUUGCCAAUCCUGUCCAUCUCUGUUUUGAUAAAUUUAGACACAAAAGCAGUAAGGGGUCAACGACUGGAAGCUGCCAGUGCUUCUUCUUUCUGCAUUAGAAUAAAGCCGAGGCAUGACUGCCACGUUCUCCUCAGUCCUGGUGCCCAAAUGGAAACACUUGAUCUACUCAUUCUGUCUUUGUGCUUUGGAAUGCUAACACUUGGAUGUAAAGAGCUAAAAAAAAAAGUAUAUAUAUAAAUAUAUCAUAUAAAUAAACCCUCAAUAUUAAACAGAGGGAAUAUACUGUGUAUAUAAAUGCAUGCAUUUUGGGGGAACAACAAUUCCAGUGUAAUGUUGCAGCAUAACCUCAAAUGUAUGGUGACUUUCUACUUCACAAACCUGAAUAAAACUGUAUUGAGACGAGA
Silurus meridionalis is the source of this 4335-nucleotide messenger RNA. It is a transcript of the gene baiap2b, whose product is annotated as BAR/IMD domain containing adaptor protein 2b. The record is from RefSeq and is a predicted model, not a curated record. Gene Ontology annotation, cellular component: nucleoplasm; cytosol. Gene Ontology annotation, molecular function: cytoskeletal adaptor activity; protein binding. Gene Ontology annotation, biological process: positive regulation of actin filament polymerization; plasma membrane organization; actin filament bundle assembly. NCBI's taxonomy places the organism in Eukaryota, Metazoa, Chordata, Actinopteri, Siluriformes, Siluridae. The transcript is spliced from 16 exons. The coding region runs from base 338 to 1969 and encodes 543 amino acids.